Messenger RNA from Schistosoma haematobium, 3231 nucleotides. It is a transcript of the gene OSBPL1A, whose product is annotated as Oxysterol-binding protein- protein 1. The record is from RefSeq and is a predicted model, not a curated record. The transcript has 11 exons. Bases 230 to 2167 code for a protein of 645 amino acids. Gene Ontology annotation, molecular function: sterol binding. Gene Ontology annotation, cellular component: cytosol; membrane; intracellular membrane-bounded organelle. Lineage: Eukaryota; Metazoa; Platyhelminthes; Trematoda; Strigeidida; Schistosomatidae.
GUUAAGUUUAACCGUUUAUGAUUUCCAUUUUUAAGACGUUGUCAAAAGUUAUGAAUCAUAUUGCUCAGUAAACGGUCUCAAAAAUUAAAUGGUUUAAGUGUACUAUCUCCCAAGGUUUGAGACGUUACUGAUAGUUGAUUGGUUACGUCUGUUCACUUAUGCUGUCAGUUGCACAAUGGUGUUCUUAAUUCGCUCGUAAUCCGAAGAAUAUUGCAAACUGACCAUUAAAAUGUUUCGAAAAGAACUUUCUCCCACUAGUAUGAGCUGUCACAUUCAAGCCAGUGAUAUAAUCGCUUCUGGUGAAAAGUUCGUAUGGGUCAGCAGAAAAUCUCUUCCAUGUAAAAUGGUUAAAACGGAUUUUAGUGUAUGGUCAUUCGUGAAACAAUCUAUUGGAAAGGAAUUAUCUAAAAUCACUAUGCCAAUCAUUCUUAAUGAACCGUUAAGUUUUCUACAACGUGUUGCUGAAUACAUGGAAUAUUCCGAAUUACUAGAUAAAGCAGUUGGAGAGAAAGAUCCUAUUAAACGUAUGGAGCUUGUAUCAGCAUUCGCUGUAUCUAGUAUGUCAUCGAAUGCUGGUCGUAUUGGUAAACCAUUCAAUCCAUUGUUAGGUGAAACUUACGAAUUACACUACAGGAAUUUUGUAUUCGUUGCAGAACAAGUAUCUCAUCAUCCACCAAUCACAGCUUUUCAUGUUGAAUCAGAUAAUUAUAGUCUGCGUGCUACUCUACAAUUUAAAUUACGUUUUUGGGGUAAAUCAAUUGACGUUCAACCGAAAGCAUUAGUUACAUUACAAUUAUAUCAUUUUAAUGAGUCUUAUACAUGGCAAAAUGUUAAUUUAACAAUACAUAAUAUAUUGACUGGUAAAAUUUGGGUAGAACAUACUGGCACAUUGCGUAUCACUAAUCAUUCGUUAGGAUUAUAUUGUCAGUUAGAAUUUCAUCCAUCUAAUUCGUUUGGACAUGGUUGUAAUCGUGUUAUUGGUGAAUUAUAUGCUUCAUCAACAUUAAAUAAAAUGCAGGCAGUUUCAGCUUCAAAUACAUCUCAUAAUACUACUGUUAAUAGUACUAUUAAUACUGUCAGUAAAAAUAUAUUUAAUCAUCAUAAUAAUUCAUAUGUAUUAAAGAGAAUAAUUUUUGGUAAUUGGUCUCGUGGUCUAUUCACAGUCGAACCGAAUGUUUGGAAUGAAAAGGAGGAAAUCAUUGAUAACCAGCCAAAGAAAAACAGUAAUAACAACGAUAAUAAUGAUGCUGAUGGACAAUCGACCAGCAGUUCUGAAUGUAUUGAAUCAGUGGAUUAUGGAUUCGAAAUACCACUAACUGGGCAACGUUGUCUAUGGAUUGCUACACCGAAACCAAUUAAUUCAAAGGACUAUUAUGAUUUCACACAGUACACAAUGGGUUUAAAUGAAUUAACAAUCUGUAAAUCGACAAUGAGUAAUGAUAAUAUAACUGAUAAUCAAAAAAAUUCAAGCGUGAUCAUGUCGAAUUGUACAAAUAACAUUAGGGAAGUAAUUCCAUGUCAAGAGAAUUCAAUGUAUGAACAGUUUCUUCCACCGACAGAUUCCAGAUAUCGUCCAGAUAUACGUUUAUUUGAAAUGGGUCUUAUUGACAAAGCAGCUAGUGAAAAAUUACGUUUAGAAGAGAAACAACGUUAUAAGCGUAAGUCAUUAAAUGGUCAACGAAAAAUCUCUAAUUUCAAUUGGCCAAUAUCAACUAAUCAUAAGUCGACUGUUAAACAGUUAAAUCUUACAGAUAUGAAUAGCGCUACAGUGAAUAAUACAGCUAAGCAAUUUUUUACAAAUAAUCCAUUUAAAAAAGCAUUUUCAUCAAAUUUAACUGGGCAUCGUUCUACAUUAGCUGAUGACAAUGACAAUGAUAAGAAUUCAUGUAAUUCUUGUACUACUACUACUACUACUACUACUACUACUACUACUACUACUACUACUACUACUACUACUACUACUACUACUACUACUACUACUACUACUACUACUACUACUACUACUACUACUACUACAUCGGAUAUAAGUUCUAAUAACAGUUACAAUCAAAUUAUUAGUCCAUUAUGGUUUAUUCCAUCAGUGAAUCCAUUUACUAAACAAGAAGAAUGGCGAAUGACCGGUGAUUAUUGGAAAAGAGAUUGGAGUAAAUGUCCAGAUUUAUAUUAAGAUUUUGAGUUAUUUCAAUGAUUACAACAUGGUUAUGAUGUAUAUACAUUAUAUAUAUAUAUGUAUAUUUUUCAUACAUGAAAAGUGUAAACGUGAUCAUUUCUUUUCUAUGCUUAUUUAUAUUGAAAUCUCUAUGGCGGACAUGACUUUUAUUAAAGAAUUAAUAAACGCUUCAUUAUACAAUACUGAUUGAUGUAAUAAUAUUAUUAAUGCUUCUUAUUAAAUGCUUCUUUUAUUUUGCUAUUAUGAAGCAUAAAAAUAUUUAGGUUUAUCAUUUCUGAUUUCUUCACACUUACAUAACAUUCUAUUCUUUAUUGAAUGAUAAAUCUCUAUGUCCUUUAAUCCUUUACCCUUCUUAUGUGCAAAACAUUUAGUAAACUAUGCUAUCGAAUUCUUUCAUUUUAUUAUUCACAAGUUUAAUUAACCUCCUCUUGCACGAACCCACAUGCACAUACGUACUCAUGCAUAUCCAUACAUACAAUUGUUCAUUUUCCUUUUGUUUCAAUGUACUUUUACAAAUGAAAUCAUGUGCAUUUCAACUGUUUUGUUCAUUUUGUUUCUGACAUUUUUAUGAUUAUUUACGCGUUUGCAAAUUUAUUCAUUUUUCUUUUCAUCUAGAUAAGAUCUUAUUUUUUUCGUUGAUAGUAUCCAGGGGAAAACUUUUUUUCUCAAGAAAAAAACAUAAAUUUCAACAGUUGAUAUCAUGAGUCCAUUGAAGCUAGACCACCAUGGAAAACCUGGGGGCACUGGAUGCGCAUUGCUGAGGAGUCCCACAAUAGGACGAAAUGGCCGUCCACUGCUUCCAGAUUUUCCAUGGUGGUCUAACUUCAAUUGACUCAUGAUCUCAACUGUUGAAGUUACUACAAUCUCCACAAAACCCCCUCCGAUAUAAACUUCAAUUAAGAACAAAUAAUUUCAUAAUUUUCAACUUGUCUAAAUAUUAUGUAUGUUUAUGCUUUUUAAACAAAGUUUUGCUGAUGUUUUGCUCAUUAUCAUGAUUUUUAAUUAUUUUCAGAUUUUGCUGUUUAAUUAUUGAACGAGGAAAAUAAAAGUGAAAUAUGAAA